This is a messenger RNA of Polypterus senegalus (gray bichir), 11094 nucleotides long. Its product is annotated as chloride intracellular channel protein 4. Gene Ontology annotation, biological process: chloride transport. The transcript has 6 exons. Bases 53 to 4213 code for a protein of 1386 amino acids. Gene Ontology annotation, molecular function: chloride channel activity. NCBI's taxonomy places the organism in Eukaryota, Metazoa, Chordata, Cladistia, Polypteriformes, Polypteridae. Gene Ontology annotation, cellular component: cytoplasm; membrane. The record is from RefSeq and is a predicted model, not a curated record.
AGGUGGACCGGACAGUUGCAGCUGCUGAAAUUUCUGGAUCGCAGACGUACUUAUGGCUGAGGAUCACAUGCAGCUGGCCAGCAUUCCCAAUGGAAGUCUGCUCUGCAACAGCAGCAGCAUUGAAAAGAAAAUCGGGAUUCAGUCGGCAGGUGGGAAUCUUGACAAAGAAGAAAAUUGUGGAAAACCUCUCCUUCCAGGAACGACAGUAAGGGAGUGGGACAAGCAGGGCACAGCUGAAGACCUGAGCAAUGAGUCAACCACAUGUCUGGAAGAAGUGAGAGCUGGAAAAGCAAAAGAGAUGUCUGGAGAUCAAAUGAGCAUGGAGGAAGAGGGGAUUGGAAAGCAAGAGAAGGAGGAGGAGGAGAUCACUGGGAACGAUGGUCAAGUGAGUAGAUACGAGACAAUGUCUGAAGAGGAGUAUCGAAGUGAAGACCAGGAAGGUCAGAGAAUGAGAAAAUAUGAGGAAGAUGGCAGAAAAGAGUUAGUGGUGAUUAUAGAGGAUGAGGGGAGACUGACUGGGAAAGAAGAAAAAGAGAGUGAGAACAGACAAAUAGUGCAGAAGAAAAUAAAACAAGAUGAGGAGGGUGGAAAUGUGAUAACAACAGGCGAGGAUUGUGGAGCUCCAACUGAGGAGGAAGAAGAGAUCAAAAUCCAUAAUAAAGAAAAUAGUCUCAGACCAAUUACUAACAAGGAGUCUAGAAGUGGAAAUGAACAAGAGGAUGAAGAGAAAGUCCCUGGGCAAAACCUGGGAACAAAAGAGGAUGAAGAUAGGAUUAAAAUCCUUAAUGAGGAAAGAGGGAUAUGCCAACUCAUUGACAAGGAUUGCAGAAGUGAUAACAAACAAGAGGAUGAGGAGAAGGCAACUGGAAAAGGAGAAGAAGAGAGUGGAAGAAUUGCAGGGAGGUGCACUGAGAGUACAAAGGGGCUUAAAAGAGCAACAAUAAUUAAAAGUGAGCCUACUACUGAUGACAAUAAACAAGAGGAGCAGCAGAAGGUCCUUGUCAAUGAUGAUGAUGAAGAAAUUGGAAGAGUGGCAGAAGCGGUUGUGGAUCAAAACAAGGGAGAAACAAAGCUUGAAAAGUGCAAGGAGCAAAGUGGAAAACAAACAUUAACAAAAAAGGAGUCUGCCAAGGAGAAUAAACAAGAGGAGGAGCAGAAGGUUCCUGUCAAAGAUGAUGAAGAAAUUGAAAAAAUGGCAGAAGAGGGCCUGGAUCAAAACAAGAAAGAAACAAAGCUUGAAAAGUGUAAUGAACAAAGUGGAAAGGAAGCAUUUGUUAAAGAUGAGCCUACUGAGGACAAUAAACAAGAGGAGCAUCAGAAGGUUCCUGUCACAGAUGAUGAAGAAAUUGUAAAAGUUGUAGAAGAGGGCCUGGAUCAAAAUGAGGGAGAAACAAAGCUUGAAAAGUGUAAUGAACAAAGUGGAAAGGUAUUACUCGUUACAGACAGAAAUAAGCAGGAGGAUGGAGAGCAAGUCCAAGAAGAUUAUGAAGAAAGCAGUAAAGUUCAUGAGCAGUGCCUCGAUCAAAAGGAAAUUCAGACUGAUAAUCAACAAAGUGAAAAGGGGUCCAUAAAUCCAGAUGAGUAUACUGAAGAAAACAAACAAGAGGAUGAGAAGGUGGUCCAUGGGAAAAGUGAAGGAGAAAGCAGAAUCUUUACAGAGCAGGGGCUUGAUCAAAAUGAGGACAAAGGCAAGGUUAAAAACCUUAAUGAAGAAAGUAAACAAGAAAGAGUAACUGAAGACAGAGGUACUGCCAAAAAUAAAGAAGAGGAUGAGCAGAAGGUCCCUGGGAAAACUGAAAACGUGAAUGAAAAAAUGACAAAGGUCUGCUUUGGAAAAAAGGAGGAAUUAAAAAGCAGUAAUAGAGAAAGUGGGGUGAAAAUGCUGAAAGAUGAGGACUGCAACAGUUGGAAUGAAAAAGAGGAUUUAGAGAAGGUUACUGGAAGUGGCGAAGAAGAAAGUGAGAGGAUUACAGAGGAGUGCCAAGGUCAAAAUGAUAGCAAAGGGGAAGGAAAAACUCAUUGGAAAGAAAGUGGGGCAGGAACACCAGGUAAAGAGGAGGACACUGAUGAGGAGAUAGUUCCUAGGAAAAAGGAAGAAGAGAGUGAAAAAACUGAAAAUUGUGAAGGAGAAGAUGUGGAAAAGCCAGAGAUUAAACACAAUCAUGAAGAACUUGGAAGAGGAAUGCAAACUAACGAUGAGAAAACGUGUCAGAAUGAACAAGAGGAUACGGAGAAGAAACCUGAGAACGAUGAAAAGGAAAGUGAAAACGUUAAAGAAGAGUGUCUGGAUCAAAACAAGGGGAAACAUGAGGUUAAAACCCCAAAUGAAGAAAGUGGGCAAGGAGCAGCAACUAAAGACGAGCACACUGAUGAGAAUAAACUAGAGGAUGAGCAGAAGGUCCCUGAGACAGAUAAAGGGGAAAGGGGAAGAAAUACUCACAUGUGCCGGGAUGAAACUAAAAAACACAAAGAAGUAAUUGAAAGAGAUGUUAAAGUGGUAAAGGAAGAACACGAGAAUCAAAAUCAGAAGGAGGAAGAUAUGGACAUUGGGGACCCCGCCAAAGAGAGAAGAGAAAUAACAGAGAAACAUGAGGGACAAAAUGAAGAUGACCGUGCCACCAAAAAACAGGACAAAGAGAGCUGCCAAGAAGUGUUAACUGUAAAUAAAAAAGACAACCAGAGUGGGAAAGAGCUUGAAAUGUCAGAGGAGGAGUGUGCAGCUCAAAAGAAGGAAGAACAAGUGGCGGUGGAAGAGCGCGGGCUUAAGAAUGAGGAUGGGGAGACCACUGAUGAAUGUGAUGAAGGGUGCAGAAAAGAGAAGAACUUGAGUGAAGUCGAUGUCCACAAAGAGGAAAGUGACAGAGAAGGUCAUCAUGAGAGCACAAAGAAGGAGGACGGGAAUGAGGUGAAACUUGAGGAUCGAGGAGAUACUGGUGAAGUGAAGUGGGAAGAAGAAAACAACAUGGAGGAAUUGAAGCUACGGGGAAGCAAAUCUGAAGAUGUGAGCCGUGAACCUGGGAAGGAGAAUGGCAGGGAAAGCAAGGCAGUCCAUCUGGAAUAUGAAAAAGGUGGAGAAGGUGGUCAAGGCCAGUUGGAGUGGCACACAGUGGCGUGCACAGCUUCCAGAGGUGAAGGACACGAUCCCAAGAAUAAGGGGGAUGACAAGGAAAGAGAGGUGUGGAGCCGGUCAAAAGAGCAGAAGAUGGGAGCAGAGCACAAUGAAGGAGAGCCAAAGGCUGAACCUGACAUUAUAAAGAGUAAGAAAUAUAAAGCGGCAGAAGAUGGUACAUGGGUGGGAUCAACUGAUCCACAAGUUGUCAUCACCAGUGAGCAGGUCAAGGGUCCAGCAGAAGAGAUAAGCCCAGUUUCCACCAAAGAUAGUGAAGGGCCACUGGCACUUUCCAAGACAGACCUGUCUGAGAAUGGAGAAGAUGACCAACGCCACCCAAGAGGUUCACCAGCAGAGGCCCUGGCAGUGGACAGCCUUGGAGACCCUCAAGAGUGGGACAUCUCACUGUAUGUCAAGGCUGGAAGUGAUGGUGAGAGCAUUGGAAACUGUCCCUUCUCCCAACGUCUUUUCAUGAUCCUGUGGCUGAAAGGAGUCAUAUUCAACGUCACCACCGUCGACCUGAAACGGAAACCAGCCGACCUGCAAGAUUUGGCCCCAGGAACAAACCCUCCAUUCAUGACAUUUAAUGGGGAAGUGAAAACGGACGUUAACAAGAUCGAGGAAUUCCUAGAGGAGAAGCUGGCACCACCCAAAUAUCCUAAACUAACAGCGACCCAUCCUGAGUCCAAUUCCGCUGGAAAUGACGUUUUUGCAAAAUUCUCUGCGUAUGUCAAAAAUACCCGAAAGGAUGUCCAUGACAAUCUGGAGAAGGCUCUACUGAGGGCAUUACGGAAGCUGGAUGAUUACCUGGUCACCCCUCUACCUGAAGAAAUUGACGCUGACAGCAUGGAGGAGCUUUCUGUGUCCAAGAGGAGAUACCUGGAUGGAGACGAGCUGACGUUGGCCGACUGUAACCUUCUCCCCAAACUGCACAUCAUCAAGAUUGUUGCCAAGAAGUAUCGUAAUUUUGAAAUUCCCAAAGAGAUGACUGGAAUUUGGAGGUAUCUGACCAAUGCGUACCAAAGGCCCGAGUUCACAAACACGUAUCCGGCUGAACGAGAGAUUGAACUGGCUUACCUGCAUGUGGCAAAGAAAAUCAAGUAACAGAUAACAUGUCCAGACUUUUGGCAUGGGUUCGGGUGGGUGAAAUGCAGUCAGGGUCCAGCCUGAAAACAAAAUGACCGAUCUGUUGAGGAGAGAUGGUGAGGCCCAAAUGGAGUCUAAAGUUUUUGUUCACCAUCAUGAUGGCAAAGCUGGUUUAGCUACAGGAAGUCAGGAUGGCACUGGGCAUCACAGCCAACUCUUCACACUCUGGGAUUACACAACCUUCACCUUUUAGUGGUUUCCAAGCAGAGCUUGCUUAACAAAGAUUCUCACCAAAGAAUGCGUCUGCCCGACUGCUCCGGCUCAAUUCUAUUCCACUUGUUUAAUGUUAAUCAUUUUAAAUACAGUGUCUAUAAAAAAUAUUCACUCCCUCAAAGUUUUCACAUUGUAUUCAUAUACAACAUGACAUCAACGUUUUUUUAAUCUUUUUUGACACUGAUCAACAGAAAAAGACAUUUUGAUGUCAAACAGAUCUCUGCAAAGUGGUCCAAAUGAGUUACAAAUAUAAAAUACAAAAUGAUUGAUCGCCCCCUACAGGUCAUUAUUUCAUCGAUGCCCCUUUGGCUGCCAUGACAGUUCGGAGUCUGGGUGCUCAGGUCUGUCAGUCCCUUUCAGCUUUGCACAUCUCCACACGGCCAAUUUUGUCCAUUCUUCUUUACAAAACUACUCAAGCUUGAUUAGUCUGCACGGUGGUCAUGAGUGGGCAGCCUUUGUCAUGUCCAGCCACAAAUACUUAACUGGAUUGAGAUCUGGGCCUGUAUUUAUCAAGCAUCUCAAUGUUACACCUAGAAAUAAGGAUAAGACUUUGUCCAGCCUCAGAGUAGGACAUGAGAAGUUAUGAAGCAUCCUAUGUGCACUCCCAGCGAGGAAUAGGAAUUGACGUUAAGAAUGAACAAUGUCACGAUUUGCACCCCAAGCUGCAAAAUAGUACUCAUGAUGAUGUUCUAGGGCACUAAUGCUAAGGCUUCACCACAAAGAUAAUAUUAAUAAUAAUAUUAAUAAUAAUCAUAAGCACCAGUUCUCAGUCAGUGGAGUUGCUGGCUUGAAUCAACAGGACCAGCAACUGGAAGGUGCUUGAUCCAGACAAGGCUCAGAAUUUCUGGCUCAAGAAGUUCACGACUGCCUACAGCCAACUCAUGAGAGCGUUGAACAACGUGCUCCAUGAGCCUCACCUGAUGAUUGACUGGAUCGCCAUGUGUAUUAUGGUCCUACUCUUUAGGGGUAAAAGCAGCAAGAAUUCAAAGAAUUAGCACCUGAUCACAUGCCUGCUGAUACUGUCCAAAGUGGUCAUGGUCAGUCUCUGUGAUCUCUUCUUCAGCAACAAUUCACACCCGGAGCAGUAGAAAGGUUCCUGUCAAGUAAUCUGAAAAUUCAAGGACUUGCUCCUCAUCAACAAGAUGGUGAUCCCAAAAUUAUUACGAAGCAUCUGAUCACGACAUGGAUAGACUGCAAGAAGGCCUUUGAUAGUUUGCCACUGCGCCUGAAGCUCUACCGAGUCAUCAGUCCGGUCAUCAAUUGAUUCUUGGAGAGUGCAAGGAGAAUGUAGUGAACCACGGUAGAUCUGUCUUACAGCAGCAUUUUCAUCCAGUUGAACGAGAUACACAUCAAGCAAGGUAAUUUUCCAAGGUGGUUCCCUGUAUCCCCUGUUUUGUUUUGCACUGCCAUGAUACCUCUUAGCAGCAUUUUCAGGUGAGAACAAGUGCCGAACGAAAUCGAGACAAGCCAGCGAUCAUCCACUUGCUUAUACAUGGAUGACCGGAAGCUCUACACACAAAGCAGCACUGGUCCUGGUCUAGCGGUUCAGUGCAACACAUGGAUGGAGUUCAGCCUUGACAAGCAGCACCUGACGUAGUGAUGAACAACAAGGAGACCAUCGAGAACCUAGAACCAGGCGAGGCAUUCAAGUACCUUGGCACUGACGAGAGUGACAACAUCAAGUCCAAGCUGACCAAGGAGUACUGUCGUCAAGUGGGACUUGUCCUCAAGACAGAGCUCAGUUCACGGAAUAAGAUCUCAGCUAUAAAUAGUCUGGGUGUACCUGUCGACCUAUACAGCUCUAGCAUCAUCUUGUGGUCCUCUUUGGAGCUAAAAGCCAUGGACUGAAAGACCAUAAAACUCCUCACGAUGCACAGCCAUCUACAUCCAAAAGUAGGCAUCGAGCGUCUCUACAUCUCACGACAUUUAGGAGGCCGAGGACUUUUGGAACUGAUUUAGGUGGAGAAGGUUGCGAUUAUCCGUCUGCGUGAGUAUCUUGAGUACACCGGUAGGUGGCUACUACGACUUUUGCUUCAACACCACAAGUCCACUGUGAAGACAGCUCACGAGAUUAAAAUAAAAAGGUAUAGUUAGUACAAGACCACUAGCAAUCGCAGUGAAGAAACAAAACAGUUACUCCAGCCCAAGAUCACGGAGACGAGAAAGCAGCACAACAAGUAGAAGCCAUUACAUGGCCAGUUCUGCAACAACCUCGACAGGCCACACACCUUGACAUGGACCUGACGUGUGCGUGGCUUUGAAGUGCAAAUCUCAAUGGUGAAACUGAAAUCCUCAUCACAGCCGCUCAGGAUCAGGGCUUGAACACCCAGCACCACCAGAAGUAUAUCAUAGCCACACCAGUCAACAGCCAAUGCCAUCUAUGUGGUGAAGCUGAGGAGACCAUCAGUCACUUUGUGUCCCAAUGCUGUGUCCUGGCCCUGGAGGAAUAUCUUGAACGUCACAACAAGGUCAGUAUGUACCUGCACUGGACAUUAUGCCAACAGCUGGGUAUUCUGACAACAGACAACCAGAUGUGACCUUUGACACCGGAGAUGUGUCAUCUUGUGGGACAAGACCAUUCCCACAGACUGUACCAUCACUGCCAAUUGGCCGGACAUGGUGUUCCACGACAAGAAGAGCAAGUCUUGUGUCUUAAUCGAUGUGACGAUCCUGGAUCAGACAACACCAUCCUGAGCAAGGAGGCAGAGAAGAUCAUCAAGAAUGAAGACCUUGAGAUCAAAGCCAGAUGCAUGUGGAACACGAGGACAAGAGUGGCUCCGGUGGUCAUAGGCACAUCAAGACCGGGUUGCAAAAGAAGCAGGACAAACUCCCAUGUAGAGUCAGCGUGAAGGAGAUCCAGAAGAUUGCACUCUUCAAUACGGCCCGCAUUCUUUGACGAGUCGUCAGCUGAACAACAAGCUGAGUUCAAAGCCUGAGAGGUCUGGUUGACCACUGGUUAAUGCCCCAGCGUAUGUGAGUGUGCUGAGAAGAGGGUGGUGAUGACAAUAAUAAUUAUAUUCAAAGUAGUAGUAAAAGAAGAAGAGGAAAAAAGAGGAAAUAUGCACUAAGCUACAUGUAAUUGUUGCCAGUUUGCGAACAUCAAGAGUAAUACUGUGAUGAGCACCAAGAUGGAAAGACCAAGACACUCACCCCAGCAAAUGACGUCUGUGUGUUAAAACAGAGGAAACCAUCAGUCACCCCUGACGAGAGUUAAGUCUGAUAACACAUGUGUCUUUUUUAAAAACAACAAAUAAACCAGGGGCUGUUCCUGCCUAGUGAGCUAUGCUUGCUGGGAUAGAGUCCAGAAUCCCCGUGGUCCUGCUCAGAAAAUAUGUUUAGAAAAUGGACGAUUCAAAUGAUUCUCCUUCAUGCAGUUAUGGCCAUGGAAAAUGCCUCGUAAAGUAACAGUUUCACUGAAUGUAGUCAAGGCCAUUAUUGUGUUGUUGGUGAAGGCGUACUCACUAUUCCAGUGUCCUACCUGCCAUUCCUCUCUAUUGUCCAUCCCUAUUCUUCUGUGAAGCUCUAUCUAUCUAACGCCCCGGGAAGUGUGUGCCUUCCUUCUUCAACGUUGUAAAAUGUAAUGCGAGACAAUAUUGUCAAGUAUAAAGACCUUGAAAUUGAAGCCAGAGGCAUGUGGAACACGAGGACAAGAGUGGCUCCAGUGGUCGCAGUUUAUAGAAUGUGAAGAUCCGUGUACCUGUGCGACAUUUUACAGUCAAUCACCCAUCCAGCCCCACCUACUUUCAAGGUGGUAUGCCUCCUGCUACAGUACAAGCUGCAUCCAUGAACCCCUCUGUGCGCUGAUUCUGUGAUAUCACUUGCAAUUCACAUCUGUGUGCUUAUCCAUUAUUAUUGAUCGUCAUGUGUUUGCCAACAAUCCCACCAACAACUCCAACAGAACCAGCGAUUUGUAAGAAUGCAGCUCGCUUUAACAUGACCUUACUUGGAGUGGUGGGGAAAUGUCUGAAUCUGCAAGGAUGUUCAAAGUUUGGAGGAAAAUUCAAGAAAUGGUUAGUGAUGACACAUCCACAUCAUCUCCAUUGAACCUCUGCAUUUUACACGUAACGUUACCAACACUUUCAUUUCAGCUGACAGCGCAUGCCUUCUACGUGUAACUGGAGCGAUCACGUAACGUAAUAUUAUUCCAUCUCUUCACGCGUUCAUUGUUGUCCACCAUUUCCAAAACAUUCAACACCAUCCUCUGGCAGCUUCUAGUGAGUGAGGACCACUUACUUGCCUCCUAAACGCUGGUGAAGCUGGUGGAGUAGAAUCCUAAAUUAGGAAAAUUGAUCAAAUGCUUUUAAUCCUACUCCUUUGAAUAGGAAUUUGUGGACUCUUGAGAUUUUCCGGCCAGGUUAGGACUGUUCUCCUACUUUGUGACACUUGAUAACUACGAGCCCUGGAUUCCUACUUGGCCACUCUUGGAUAUCCACAUUGUUGUUCUGAAGCCUUUCCUGUGUAGCUUUGACUGUAGGCUUAGGCUUCUUCCUGUCUUGCUGGAACACAACUCUUAUCCAAAGGUUUGUGACGGCACGGGUUGGCUCCAAUAACCUUUCCGAGGGAUGAGCUCAGCAAAGGAGGACACCACACGAAGCAAGGGAACGGUGCAAAGUGCUCAGUGGUUUUAUUAAAACAAAUAAACAAAACAAGGGUCCAAAAAGUGCAGGGCUUCAAGAACGUUCAGCAUAUAAAUUAUCCAAUUAUUAUUCCAUAUGUGUUCAUUGUUAUCCACUAUUUCCAAAACAUUCCACACCAUCCUCUGGCAGCUCCUAAGUGAGUGAUGACAUCUGGGUUGCCCACAGCUCCCAUCAUCCCUCCUUGCACCUGAACAUUAAUAGUCCUGUACCAAAUUGGACUACAGCAAUGAGGACACAUCUCAAUGGAUGUUGGUGCAAAACAAAGUGCUUGGUGCAGUUUAUUCAAAUAUUCCAUGUUCAAAACAAAAUAUGGGGCCAAGUCUAGUCAAUAAGCAAAUAAGGCAAUAAAUGUGUAACAAUCGCCCAAUAAGGGGAGUGAUCAGUAUGCUUCACCACCCGAGAGGGAAGUGGACGACGUUCGAAAGAUAUAUUAGCAUUAAAAAAUAUUCAGUAAUCGACCCCUCUCCUCCCCUCUUCCCUGCUCUCCGUGCCCGCCAAUACUGUAAUUAGUUAAGUGGAAGUUAGAUUAAUUAAAUAAGCAAGUGUAGGAUCCAGGAUGGGUGCUCGUUAGUGAUCCCUUUUUCACCACAGCCUCCCUAUCCCCCAGCAGCCAAAUCUUAAUCCCCCAGUAUGAAACACACAACAAAGAAAAGGAAAUCAAAUAGAGAAGGAUUAAACAUAGUCUGUGUGCAACGGCGAUGAAUCCAGAUGAAUCCUGCGAACCUCAGGUGAAUACGGAUGCCUUCAUGCUAUCCCGAAGAAUUUAAAAACACGAGUCCGACUCACCAACGGGAGCAUCCGGAGAACCACAGGUCCAUAUACUGCACCCUUGCCUCUUCUCGGGGAUUCGCCUCACUGUUUCUAUCUUCUGGGUGGUCACCCACAAAUAGCAGACGUCCCUGGGUGAAGUUUGAUCGCGCUGUCUUCUUAGGUGCAGAUAGCCAAACUCCUUGCCUUCUGCUUCUGUCCCUCAUUUUUUUCUGUCUCGGGUUAGCCAUCCUCUUUAAAAAAUGUCCAUUCCUGCUUAGGUCGUCAUAGCAACAUAAUGCCUGCUCUAGGCAACUGGAAUCCAUACCAGGCAGGAUCCUCCCAGACUUAGUCGUCCACAAUAACGCCUGAAGAGAUAUUUCUUUAUCAUCCUUCAGACCCUAUAAAUAUAGUGUCCAGAAAAUAAACCCGCUGUAUAGCUAUGUUGGCUUGCUACAAAUGAUCCAUAGUAAAAACAAGUGAUCUUCUCACGGAAUUUAAAAUUGGUUAAUAAAUAAUCAAUACGUAAUACAAAAAGAUUAAAACCAGAAGAAUAAGGGUGGGUGCACCUCUCACUCUUUUAAGCUUUCAUGUCUCACUGAAUCUUCUAAGCCCCCCACCCACUUGACCUGAGACACCGGCAAGCACAGUCAACCCCUUUAAAUUGGCUUGAUCCCCAGCCAUCAGAGUCAGUCACCACUGGGGGGGACCAAACCUAACUCCAUCAUCACACUUGGGUCUGUAGGAUGGUCUUCUGAAGUCCUUUCAUCACUCCUUGGUUGUUCAGCAGGAGUGACCCUAACCCCACGAGUGCGGUUCUUCUCACUCACCGCAGGACUGACUCCUGUCCACCUGUCUGUCCAUUUCACCGGGUUGCUCGCCCCAAUUGUCCUCUUUGUUGUCAAAAAAGAAAUCCCUUGUUGUCAAAUCCUUUCAUUCUCCAUUGUUUCGUCUUUCUGAUCUUGCGUGUGUAUCCUGCUCUGGCUCCUUUUACACUCUUGUAAGUUCAGGGGCAUCAAUGAGGAAACCGGCUGAAAAGGUCGCACAUUCACAUGUAAACAUGACAGGCUUGUUUCCUCAUUGACCACUGGGGGCUGUAUGGCUACAUGGCCACCACGUUUGUCAGGUCUAUGUAUAGCCCAAAGAUAGCUUAAAAACAGCGAAUUUGCCAAAGAAACAAAUAGUCCAAUAUCUGAAGUAGACAAAAUGAUGCACACCAGAAAGUAGGGGGUGGUGUCAGAG